CGAAAACGCAAAAGUUCCACCUCGUCAUCCUCCUCCUCCGACUCCUCGUCGUCUAAACGGCGGCGGGAUGAUGCCAAGGGACCCACGCGUAAGCCUUUUGAUCGGGACCGCGACCUCUUGGCCCACCGGAUCGGUUUCACUGAGAAGCGAGCUCUCAUCGAACGAUCUAAACAGUUCUCCACCAAGUUUUCACACGGCAGCCAAAAAUUCCUCUAACCGUCCUCCAUCCUCGGCUUCCCUCGCCGGGUAUUGGCCAGUACUCUGA
Molecule: messenger RNA, 265 nt
Organism: Dibothriocephalus latus
Lineage: Eukaryota; Metazoa; Platyhelminthes; Cestoda; Diphyllobothriidea; Diphyllobothriidae
Source: the annotation of a GenBank genome assembly